Oppiella nova is the source of this 2235-nucleotide messenger RNA. The record is from the annotation of a GenBank genome assembly. Lineage: Eukaryota; Metazoa; Arthropoda; Arachnida; Sarcoptiformes; Oppiidae.
ACUAACUUCACGGCCCAGGAGUUGGACAGAGUUAGGCAAUGGAUUCAAAACAAGUACUACACCGAGGAUGCCAUCAAACCAGACAUCCCUCCUUGUAAUCAACUAAAUCUACGCAAAGACUUCAAGUGUAUGACCGAAGGGGAACGACAGACGUUCAUUGAGGCCGUCAAAAAGAUAUACAUUAAUGGGGCGAUGGAUAGGUUGGCGGACAUACACUACGGUUAUUGGUCGGCCAUUCAUAAAACGGGUGACUUUGUGAGCUUUCAUAGAAAAUUGUGUCUUGAAGUGGAAAAGGAGUUAAUGGCAGUCGACCCCACAGUUACCCUUCCCUAUUGGACCGGAAUGAAUUUUAUAGGGUUUGCCAUUCAGUUGAUUGGUUUUCAUUUCUUGAUACACUUAAGUAUCGGUGGUUACGCCGGGGAUAUGAGCGUCGCCACUGCUCCCUACGACAUAUUAUUCUACCUGUCCCACAAUUUUCUAACCGACGUGGUAGCCAUGAAAGUGCAACUAGGUCAGCCCAGUUUUUUGACACCCCUAUCAUACAACGACUUCAUUAGGGUAGACCAGAACACGGGAUUUGUACGUCGGUCCGAUAUCAGGACAGAUACUGUUAGCUAUUAUCAAGAUACAAAGAAUCUAUGGACUACCUGGAUGACAUUUGGCGAGUUUUGCUCCAUAAGCGACCAGAUUGUCGAGGAUGUGCUCAAUAUCAUAGAUGGCGUUAAGCUACCGGUGCCGGCGGCUAUUAGGCGACUGCCCCGCGAUAUACAGUCAAAGUAUUUCCCGACUUUUUAUUCGGGAAACUAUACGGCGUUUGACUAUUGGCUGCCCGAUGUGGGCGACUGUAAUCGGGAGUGUCGACCCAUACCUAUGUUUCAGGAUUACCGGAGUACUGAGAAUGGUAUGAGACAAGGUCUCACCCUAUCGAGUAUGUCACCGGCAUUCGUGGACUACCGGUUGUUAUUGCAUACGGAAAUGGAGUGGAUCGGACUGUUUCCCAUGUUUCAGUCCAUUGGCGUAUUCGCUGGAUCAUUUAUUACCAUAUCAUUCAAAUACGUGAACCGACAGAUCGUACUCUCAAUACUAAUCAUAUUGCAAGGGUUCGGCACUAUAUUCCAGCCGUGGGCCACUCAGUUAUGGCACCUGUAUGCGUGCAUAUUUAUUUACGGUAUAGGUAUCGGUGCCUGGAAUGGGGCUAAUAAUGUCAUACUGAUCGAGAUGUGGCAAAAUAAGAGUCCCUCUAUACUACAGUUCUCGCAGUUUAUAUACGGUGUGGGCACUGUAUUGGGCCCAUUGCUCGAUCAAAACUUUGUGCUAGGUGAACAAAUAUGUCCAGGUGUGUUUGAGCAUGAUUGCCUCGGUGAGUCCCAUAUAUCAAAGCCAUUAUUGGAGUCGCUUACUAGUGUGGCUAACAGUAGUAUAUUGAAUGGCACCGACCCCUGCACUCCCGAAUGUCUGGCCUAUGAUCGGAGGCCUAGGCUUAAGAUACCGCUAAUGAUUGGCGGAUUGCUGCAAAUGAUUGGUCCCGGUGCGAUGUUAGUGAUGUAUGUGCUCCAUAAGUACCACUUCGUUCACGACAACAAAAUCGAAGUGGCGGUCACUGAAGAGCAGAAGGCCCGGCACCGGCAGUACGUGCCCACCAAAACCAUAGUCGUCUGCAUCUCCCUAUACCUGGCCUUUGGCAUCAUGUCUGAGAACAUGUAUAUGGACUUCGCGCCCACUUUCUACCAGUUCUGUCCGACCAAACUGUCCGCCGCCGAGGCCUCCCAGAUGUUCUCCAUUAUAGGCAUAGCCCUGACCACGGGUCGGGGUCUUAGCAUUUUCAUAGCUAUGUACCUAAAACCCGAGCACAUGAUCGCAUACCAGUCCGUCAUCGUGUUUGUGGGCAUUAUUUUCCAGUAUUUCGGUCAACACACGUAUGGCACACUAAUGGCCAGUUCUAUAGUAAUAUGUUUUGGCUACAGUUCCAUAUUCAUAUGCCUGUUCUCGUUUGUGGGCCAGUACAUGGAGGUGACCGAUAAAAUAGGGGGUUUAUUCAUAGGGUCCUAUAAUGCCAUUUAUAUGUUUUUACCCUAUUUUAUCGGUAAGUAUGUGGAGCAUCACCCUAAUACUUUUGUGUUUUUAGAGUUUGGUGCCAUGUGUGUGGCUAUUGUAUCAUUUUGUUAUGUUAUGUGGUCGGUUAGGAAUGUGCCCCCAGAUUUGAUUAGAAAGUUAGGCCCGGUAGGUGGACAUUGA